CCCGGCCGGCGCUGCGGGUGCCGGCACCAUGGCGGAGUCCCAGGUGAUCCUCCUGGACAACUCGCACGUCAACGAGAAGGUGACGGAGGCCCAAGCCCGCUUCUACUACAGCGAGGAGCAGCGCCGGGCCCUGGAGGCGCUGGUGACCCGGGGCGAGGCGGCCUACAGGGAGAAGCUGAAGAAGGAGCAGUUCCGCGACUUCCUCUCCAGCCGGGAGCUGCAGGCCCUGCGGGCCGGCUGGCAGGGCUACAACGACCCCCAGGAGGGCGGCAAAGUGGUGCGUGGGGCCGGCGGCAAGACCCUCUCGCUGACCUACUGGCCCGAGUGCUCCGACACGGAGGUGCCCCCGCUGGACUUGGGCUGGACCGACAAGACUUUCUACCGGGGCAUCAGCCGCGUGGUCCUCUUCACGCACCCGCGCAAAGAGGAGAGCGCGCCCCACCUCAAGGAGGUGGUGCGGGAGAUGAUCCAGCAGGCCCAGAAGAUUAUUGCAGUGGUCAUGGAUGUAUUUACAGAUCGGGACAUCUUCCGAGAUAUUGUUGAUGCAGCAUAUAAGCGCUGGAUCCCUGUCUAUAUAAUCCUAGAUGAGGAGGGUGUGAAGCUUUUCUUGGAAAUGUGCAGAUGCCUUGACCUCAAGGAAUUGCAGAUCCGGAACAUCCGUAUACGUUCUGUGACAGGAGUUGGGUUCUACAUGCCAGCAGGGAAGAUCAGAGGUACAUUGGCAUCCCGAUUCCUGAUGGUGGAUGGUGAAAAAGUGGCCACAGGAUCCUACAGCUUCACGUGGAGUUCAUCUCAUGUUGACAGAAACAUCCUGCUAUUAUUGACAGGACAGCACGUGGAGAUGUUUGACAUUGAGUUUCGUGAGCUCUAUGCCAUAUCAGAGGAAGUUAAUUUCUACAAAGAACUAGGUAUUGCUAAUCCGUUCCUUUCUGGAGCUGGUAAACCAGGCCUUCAUUCCUCCACCGUGGCUCGGAAGAUCAUUAACCCCAAGUAUGGUUUAGUGGCAGGGGCAACCCGUGGUGAUAUGAUGCUCUGGGCUUCACGUCACAGGCAGGAGAACCAGGGGAAUUUGGAAAAGGAGGAAACAAGUGAGUCGAAGAAACGGUUGAAUCAGUUCCUGAAUGACUUAAUCACAUUGGAGCAAGAGCUACCAGAGAUUGAGCCACCUCUGGAGAACUUGAACAAAUUGAAUCGGAGCCCUCAGAAACUGUUCGGCCGACUCCAUGCGGACUUGAAAAAUAAAUCCAAAUCUAGAGAAUCUAUUCGUGACAUGAAGAAAGAAGAUGCACAGCCCAGCUCAAAGCAAGGAAAACGUUUUGCCAGUGGGCUUUUCAGUCGCAAGGCUAAACGGUCUCCAGGCUCAAGCAUUGAGGCCAAUUCUUUUGCCAGUGAAGGACAUUCAGGAGAAGACCUUGGGAACAUGAAACUAGAAUGUGAACAGCUCAGCAUCGGUCAUGCCAGCGUUCGGAGUGCUGGAGGCAUCUCAGGUAACCCGGGUCCAAACUCCACUACAAGCGAUAAAAACAAACAACCUACCUGUGUGUUAUCUUGAUUGAGAAGGAUUGUCUGGAGAACUGAAGACUGAACAAGCUGGAACAUUCAACUGUUGACUGAUUUUGAACCUACAGCUAUGUCCUCACACAGCGGUCUGUCAAGCCACUGCAUGGUCCUGGAUGCACCUGGCACCCCCAGUUAAGCACAUUUACUGGGUGAAGCACAGACUUUGGAUGGUUGGUCCCUUAAGUGAGGGCUAGUGAUGAAUGUAUUAGUCCAUAUGUGUGUGUGCAUACAUAUUUUAUAUAUAAAUACAACUGUGAUGACUGGGUCUCAGAGCUUGCUCUGCAUCCAGAUAAGUGCAGAUUUUCUGACUUACUUGUGCUGCUACUUCAGUCUGUCUAGCUACAGACUCAGAAUCACUGUAUUGCAUUGUUUACUCUACUGCAUUGCAGAAAUGUCCUGGUCUGACUGGCUGGAAGGCUAAGUCCAUUCGAAGUGGCAAAUUCUGGGUGAAACGGUGAUGUUUACAGACAGCAUAGCAAUUCUGUGUCCUCGAGGAGUUUUCCUGUAGAUUACUGUUGUCAUUUAUCCACACAGAAAUGAGUGGUUAGGGGAGAAGUGCUUGGCUCAAACAGGCCAAGAGAUUAGUAUUCUAACUGCUUGUUUCACGUCAUAAAAAUAGCAGUUGAACAAAGUGAUUUUGCAAUAAUCUAUUAAAGAGAAGAACUGGAAUGGAGGGGUUUGUUUAACAUGCCAUUCAGGCCAGGCCUCGGUUGCAGGAAAAACACUUUGUAAGGGGGCCUAGGCAGAUCUGGGAGCAGUAAUGCAGGCCUUCAAUGGCUGUUAUAAACCCCAUUUGUUGCUAAUUCAGUGACACUUUGCCAUUCAUGGAAACUGAAUGAUUAAAGGGGCACAUCUUCAAGGCUGAAAAGAAGAAGCAGAGGAAGCAGACAAGCUUUUCAAAUAUUCCUUUUUUUUUUUUUUUUUUUGAAGUUAACCUUUCCAAAUUCUAAAACAUGCCAAAAUCAAGGGCUCUGAUCCAUAAGAACAGCCACAUGCAAUCAGACCAAAGGCCAUCUAAUCUGGUAUCCUGUCUCUGAAGAUAGCCAGUAACAGGUGAUCACAGAAGCAUAAAAAUAAAGCUCAUCUACAGAGGUCUUUCCCUGACACUGUUCCUGCAGUCUUUGGACUCUUUGAACCAGCAGUUCCUUCUGGACCUAGCCUUAAUGAAUACAAUUAGUCCCGUUUUAAAAAUCCUUCUGUACUUUUGGCCUCCACAGCGUUCUGUAGCAAUGAACCCUGAGUUCAUUGUGUGGUAUGAAAAAGAACUGUCUUCCAGCUGCCUGCUUGAUGGUUUCAUUGAGUGACCCUAUUUCUUCCACUGUCAGAUGUACCAAAUGACCACCCCUAUUCCUUGUCUCCUUGCCAUUUGUGAUUUUAUAGACCUAUAUCACAUAUGUCCUCAGUCCUCACCUUUUCCAAGUUACAGGGUCAUGGUAUAUUUAGUCUUUCGUUAUAUGGGACCUGUUUGUCACCUUUUGUUCAUUGGCCCUUUUCCAGUUCUACCCGCUAAUAGAGUGGGGAAACAGGUUGUUUUUGUUUCUUCAGUAUGUGGAUUGAUAUUCCACUCUGCCUUCUUGCCAUCUAAAUUACAUACUCUGCUGUCAUAAACAAGCCCUCGUGUGAUAAGCACGAAAAAUAAAUCCUACUGGUAAGUAGUCACCUGAAAACUAACAUACCUACUUGUCAGAAAAUUAUAUGGAUAUCAGAAAAACAUAGGUUUAAUCUUCUUUUGUUUUAAGAGCCACCAUUUCCUUGCACAUGGAAUCCACAUCAAAGAUGACCAUUCCACUGCCAACACAGAAUAAGCUGUUCCAAAGACUCUUCCAGGUUCUAGGUUACAGUAGUUGUUGUUACACUGAAGCAGCUGCCUGUAGUUGAUGACAAAAUGUGAAUUAUUGAUUGAUUGAUUAAGUAACUGCCUUUCCUGGGAGUGUAUUUAACUCGAAUGGCAAGAAUGUUUGCUUUACUCUGAGUUCACCCAGUAGAACAUCUUGAGACCAUAAAAAGCCAAAGGUAUUGUGCCUUUUGUUAAACAUGCUCAUCCUCAUUUGAUAGGUAUUCAGAGUCAACUAAAUGCUUGCUAUUCUAUAUAGGUAUUCUAAAUAGACUUCUGGAGCAGGCUGUAGUUUUACAGCUAGGUCUGUCAGCUGUUAUUAUCAGCAGUGUUUCAUAAAAUUGCUCCUGGUAAUGGGAGAGAAGAGGUGUUGGAAAGGACACCAUCACUUGGACAUAGAAGUAACUUAAUACAUGAGUUAUCCUGUUGGCUUCUGGAGGACUGCUCAUGUGCCUAAAACUACUUGCUGUAUGUUUGCAAAAUUGUCUAAAAUAGCUUAUUUUUGCUGUACUUCUAUUAUUCUCCAGAUGUUUGGGAGAUUUUUUUUUCUCCUUGUAUUUAUUUCACUCUGUUAACAAAGAUCAGAGAUAAAUUUAUCAGGCCAAUGUUGUUCCACUUCUUGUUCUGAUAAGAAUAUUGUCAUCUGGUGCUUCCCUGUUCUCUCAGACUUUUAAAAUAUUUAUUUAUUUUUUAAUUGUGCAAUAGGUUAAUUAACUAAUUAGUACCCUGUUGAUGUAUAUGGUCAAGUUUUCCAGGAAGUCCUUUAUCUCUGUGUUUUUAUGUCUUUGUUGCUUCACCUUGGAUGGAAUGACUUAACAAAAAGCCCGAGAAGCUGAUUUCACUUGUUCUUCAUUUCAUUCUGUGCUUGCUUAUUAAUGCAUUUUGCCUUCUUUAUGACAGAUGUGAAAGCACUUUUUUUUAACCUUGCCAGCUAACAGGUUCUCCUUUUCAGUAUAAGUCUCAUACCUGUUUGUCUUCUAUUUUGUUGCUACGCCAGUUCCUAAAGGGUAGUGUUCAUUCGUCAUUUUUAAAUCCCUCCUCCUUUAUUUAGGAAGUCACAGGAGUUGAGUCUCACGCCUUGACUCCAGGGUCUAGUGGAAUUCCUUAUGCUUAUUAUAUGUUGUUAAAUUACUUAAUUUUAAAAAACCAAACUUGCUUUUUUGCAUGAUAUGAAUCUACUCCUUAAACUCAGCAGGAUUCUUUGGGGAUGCACGCAGCCUCGCUGAUCCAGAGUGGAUGUUUCAGACUCUGGUGAAACCUGUUCUUCACUGCCGAUAAGAUCAGCUGAACUUGGGCCAAUUGGCUGCUCUUAUGGCAACAGCUCUGAGGCUGGGUGAGCUGACUGGGUUUAUUUUGACUAGUUUUGCUCACUGUGGUGCUUGAGGAGCACUGGAAACCUGAGGCUGUGACCUGUAAAAUGAGUCUCUAUUGCUAUGCCAGAUAAAAUGUGGUUGACAGUGCUGGGGGGCAGAGGGGCAAGGAGCAAUGGUUAUGGAUUCUGUUGAAAGUCUGCUAAUGGAGGCUGAAGGCACAGCAGUACCUAGAGCAGUGUUCAAAUAAGCUGCCAUUUAGUCCUUGCUCCAGAAGCCAUUUCUUGCUACUAAUGUAACCAAGUCACUAACUUUCUAAGGGGGCAGGAAGGAUGGGAAAUAUGUUUCUUGUUCUAUUACUAUUUUAAAGAACAAGAUUAGCUCUCUUUGAAGUUUUCUGACCCUGGACCCCUCUUCUCUGGAUCUUAUUUACCCUUUGGCUCGUCAGCCUAAGUUUGCUGAUCUUUUUGGCGUACCAUGGAGCCUACAUUUGCAGUCCUGGUUUUGGAUGGAGGGUAACAAAACUGGGGCUUGAGGCUCUUUCUUUCUGGCAUGAAAUGGGGAGAGGUUCUGAAUGAGCUUUUUGGCUGAAUGCAUGCCUUUCGGGUUUCUUUUGGUAUGCAUUUGUAUAUUUAAUGUGUAUGUGUCCAGUGAAUCAUGCCAGAGAUCUUUUCGAAGUCAAAUAAAUAAACUUUUUACUAUGUUA
This is a messenger RNA of Dromaius novaehollandiae (emu), 5410 nucleotides long. It is a transcript of the gene SACK1F, whose product is annotated as family with sequence similarity 83 member F. The record is from RefSeq and is a predicted model, not a curated record. The transcript is spliced from 5 exons. Gene Ontology annotation, biological process: signal transduction. Bases 29 to 1552 code for a protein of 507 amino acids. NCBI's taxonomy places the organism in Eukaryota, Metazoa, Chordata, Aves, Casuariiformes, Dromaiidae. Gene Ontology annotation, molecular function: protein kinase binding.